CGCGCGGGCGGCCACAUCGCAUCGCAUCGCAUCGCCUCCCCUCCCCCACCUCUUCCGGUUAACGAGCAGUCGAGCAGAGCAGAUCACCCAGAGCGAGCUGCGCGCAGAUUGGAGACGAGGGGCGCGCUAUUUAUCGAGCGCAGCACCCACGGGAGCCACGCCGGCCGCCCUCUACCUCGUCCCCGUCCCCGUGCCGCCGUCGCUCCCCAGCCCCCACGCCGCCGCUCCCUCCUCGUCUCCGCCUGCCUCGAUCGCCUCGUCUCGUACUAGGGAGGGUGGAUCGGCGCGGACCACUACCUGCGGUGCCUCCUCGAAUCCCCGCCGACAGCUUCCGCGGUGGAUCCCCUCUGAGCUCAAAUUAGGUAUGUUCAUGCCGUCUCCAUGACCGACUACUGAGGAGCUUCUUUUUUUCUUGUGCGAAUUUUUCUAGCUGAUGAAGACGAGCAACAACAAGUGAUGCUUGCUUCAAAAAAAAAAGACAGACACUACUGCCUCCAUGUUGUUCGUUUCUAACAAUUUUAAUCUCUUCUUGGAUGAACAGAGCAGGUGGCCUGAAAUUAGUAAUCCUUAUCCUUCUUCUAUUUUUCUUUUUAUUUUGUUCUCGUGUGCAGCAGGAUCUGAGCAGAAACCGCCGGGCGAGCUGAUGUACGGCUCGCCGGUGUCCAAGGACCUGAACCUCCCGGUACAGCCGCCGAUGACCUCGUCCGGGCUGCUACGCUACAGAUCGGCGCCCAGCACGGUGCUCGGCGACCUCUGCGAGGACCUGCUCCCUCCGGCUCCGGGCGCCGGCCCCCCGCGCGAUGGCGCCGACAACGUCAUCUCCAGGUUCCUGGCCGACCACCACCACCACAUCCGGGACGACAAGCCGUCGCCGCCGCCGCCGCCGGCGGCGGCGCCUGCCCACUUCCCGAGUGCGGCCGACAUGGCCUCCCAGCAGCACCAGCAUCAGCAAAUGAUGUUCCACUCCCAGUCCCAGCAGCAGCAUAUGGUGGACGCUAAUAAGCCCGGCGGGCUCUACCGCACCGUCAGCUCGGGCAUGGAAGACGCCGCCGGGACCGGCGCCGGCGUCGGCGUGGGCGCGGCCAGCAACCUGAUUCGGCAGAGCAGCUCCCCCGCGGGGUUCCUGGAUCAUUUCAGCAUGGACAACGGGUACGGCGCGAUGCUGAGGGCGAGCAUGGGCAUGGGCUUCCGGGACGGCAGCGGCGGCGUUGGCGGGGCAGGUGGCGCGGCGACGGACUCCCUCGCGGGCGGCGGCGGCGGUGGCGGUAGCGGUAGCGGCAGGCUCAAGGGGCAGCUGAGCUUCUCGUCGCGGCAGGGGUCGCUGAUGUCUCAGAUCUCGGAGAUGGACAGCGAGGAGAUCGGAGGGAGCAGCCCCGAGGCUGCUGCGGGCGGCAGGGGCGGGUACAUCCCGGGGUAUCCGAUGAGCUCCGCCGGGUGGGACGACUCGUCGUCGGCGCUCAUGUCCGACAGCCUGUCCGGGAUGAAACGCCCGCGGGACUCGUCGGAGCCUGGCGGCCAGCAGCAGCAGCAGCAGCAGAACGGUGGUGGAGGGCUGGCGCACCAGUUCAGCCUGCCCAAGACGUCGUCGGAGAUGGCGGCCAUCGAGAAGUUCCUCCAGUUCCAGGACGCCGUGCCCUGCAAGAUCCGCGCCAAGCGCGGGUGCGCCACGCACCCGCGCAGCAUCGCCGAGCGGGUGAGGAGGACAAAGAUCAGCGAGCGAAUCAGGAAGCUGCAGGAGCUCGUGCCCAACAUGGACAAGCAAACCAACACCUCCGACAUGCUGGACUUGGCCGUCGACUACAUCAAGGAUCUCCAGAAGCAGGUCAAGGCGUUGAACGAGAGCCGCGCCAGCUGCACCUGCCCGGCGAGCAAGCACCAGCAGUUCUCCGGCUGAAGCACUUGCCGGCGGUUCGAUCUCCGGCUGGGUACUACUACGUACACACACCACACCGUCCAGCAAAAGACCACAAGACCUGGAGACACGGAGGAACAGGAACACCAUCGUCGUCUGGGACGGUUGUGUUAACCGUAGCUGCUUCCCUGUCUCCGUUCGCUGCGCUUGCGUGGUCUGGUCGAGUAGAGGCAGCUCAAGUUUGCUGAAGAGGAGCAUGUACAGUGCCGGAGGCUGGACUGGAGCAGUGGCAUCAUCAAGUAUUCAGGCGACUUGGAGGAGGGAGUGAGACAUGGGAGGAGGAAGAAACAAUUGUAUAGUACUGCUUCGUUUUUUUGCUUUGCUGUAACACUUUUGCUACAUAUAUUUGUACCAUCCCUGCAUGCCCAUGUCCAUUGUUACAUUUAUUAUUACAUAGGAAAACUUUACGACUAC
Molecule: messenger RNA, 2326 nt
Organism: Sorghum bicolor (sorghum)
Lineage: Eukaryota; Viridiplantae; Streptophyta; Magnoliopsida; Poales; Poaceae
Product: transcription factor bHLH130
Exons: 5
Coding region: 497-1894 (465 amino acids)
Biological process (GO): regulation of transcription by RNA polymerase II
Cellular component (GO): nucleus
Molecular function (GO): RNA polymerase II cis-regulatory region sequence-specific DNA binding; protein dimerization activity; DNA-binding transcription factor activity, RNA polymerase II-specific
Source: RefSeq, a predicted model, not a curated record